Molecule: messenger RNA, 864 nt
Organism: Candidozyma auris
Lineage: Eukaryota; Fungi; Ascomycota; Pichiomycetes; Serinales; Metschnikowiaceae
Exons: 1
Coding region: 1-864 (287 amino acids)
Cellular component (GO): cytoskeleton
Molecular function (GO): actin filament binding
Source: RefSeq, a predicted model, not a curated record
AUGCCUCCAUCACAAACAGAAGUAGUCACCGACACAACCUCCAAAGAGUACAAGAUGGGCACAAGAGGCUCCCACAACAUCGCCAAAGGAUUGCCUCAUCCAUACCCAGUGCCUACAUUUGCCAGGAAAGAAGAUGAGAGAAAAUGGGCAAAACAGCACAUGGCAGCAGCCUUCCGUGUGUUUGCCCGGAAGGGUUUCACCGAGGGAACGGCUGGUCAUAUUUCCUUGAGAGACCCUGUGGACCCCACGACGUUCUGGUUGAACCCAUUAGCUAAGCACUUUGCCUUGAUCAAGGCUUCUGACUUGGUCCAUGUUGAUGAAGAAGGUAACGUGUUGCCAGACGGGCCACAGAGUGCCGUCAAUGCUGCAGGUUUUGCGAUUCAUGCUGCCGUUCACAAGUAUAGGCCUGACGUGAAUGCAGCAUGCCACACUCACUCUGUGUAUGGAAAGACGUACAGUGCCUUGGGCAGGCCCUUGGACAUGAUCAACCAGGACGUUUGUAUGUUCUACAAGAGUCACGGGGUGUAUACUGACUUUGGGGGUGUUGCUCUUGAGGAGCAAGAAGGUAAAGAUAUCGCCGAUGCCUUGGGUGACGGUAAGGGAAUCAUUUUGCAGAACCACGGACUUCUCACUGUUGGCCAGACAGUGGAUGAGGCCGCUUACUUGUUUUGUCUCAUGGAGAGAAGUUGCCAGUGCCAGCUUAUGGCCGAGGCGGCAUUGAGACCUGGCGAGAAGUUGAAGGUCAUUGGCGACAAAGUGGCCGCCUACACCGAGCAUAUGACCGCUGACCCUGAGACGCUUUAUACGGAAUUCCAGCCCGAUUUUGAGAUGGAGCUCAAGUACGAUGGCGACUUUAUGAGCUAA